AAAGCGGACACAUUCACGCCAACUAGCUAGCUAACUAGAUACCCUUCUUUUUCUUUCACUAAUUUUCUCUAUAACAUCCCUUCCAUUAUCUCACCCAUGGAUGGAUAAGCCAAAUUCCCCUCUAGACAACCUGAAGGCCUGAAAACUAGCAAACCAAUUGUUCGAUUUUUCUCAACAUGAGCUAUGGGGAACACAUCGGUUUCGAUUCCUUCAUGGCCUUCCUUUCUGUCUCCCUCAUCGUCCUCGCCGCGGUCCUCUUUUUCCUCUACAAGAAACGGCACGUUGAUCAACCCGAAGAAAGUACCGUCGAUGUUGCUCCGAUUACCAAGCUUUGUGCAUGUCCAUAUUCCCUGAUGGACGCAGAUGCGGCCACGGAUGGGUUCAACCAGAGGCGGAUUAUCGGGAAAGGGAGGCUCGGAACUGUCUACGCGGCCUUGUUGCCAAGCGGGGAACUAGUUGCGGUGAAGAGGAUUCAUCCCCGACUAGUUCUGAGCAAUGCUGGUUUCGGGUUUUCGUCGACGCUCAAAUGGCUCUCUCUAGCCCAUCACCCAAACCUAGUCUCCAUUCUGGGGUUUUCCGAGGCGCCAGGUGAGAGGAUCAUCCUGAUGGAGUUCGUAGGUGGCACCAUGAGUCUGGACUACUUUCUGAACGAUCAAGAUUCCAAUAAGGCGACUCUCUUGGACUGGGGCCAGCGCCUGAAGAUCGUGGCGGGGGUGGCCAGAGGGGUUGAGUACUUGCAUGAAGUAGUGGCACCACCUAUAGUCCAUGGUUGCAUCAAGCCCUCAAAUGUACUAAUCGACGUCAAGCGUUGUGCUAGGGUUUGCGAUUACGGGCUAUCUUUUUUGUUUCCCUUCGAUAGGAGAGGGCUCGAGGGGUACGUGGACGACGAGUAUUGGGUGGAGAGAAGAGGGGCUUCCAAGGAGUGUGAUGUCUAUGGACUUGGGGUGAUCUUGCUUGAGCUUUUGAGUGGGAAGAGGAAUGGAGAUGGGAACUUGCUUGUGAGUUGGGCAUUGCCUUUGAUCAGAGAAAUGAAGUUUUGUGAACUCUUGGAUUCCAGGCUUGUGACUCCCUCUGAUGUGAAGCCUCUUGUCAGAUUGGCCAAAGUUGCAUCAGCUUGUGUUGGGAAUUCUAGGAAGAAUAGGCCUUCCAUUGUUGAAGUGGCAGCAAUUUUGAAUAAUGUGGAGAUGGGGCUGAGUUCAUCUGCUACAUGAGUUCCUGCGUCAUGCGUACGUCAUACCGGUCUUUAAGGCCGUGUUAUAGAUUUUAAAUUUCGCUUAAUUUGUUCGUCCGCACAAUUCUAUAGACUCGUACAUCUGUAUUGAUUCCUAAAAAAACUGCAGCCUCAACGUGAAACAAAUCGUGGUCAUGUAACUUGUUCAAGAGCUAGAUGAAGUACUCUAGAUACCCGAUUCAAGAAAGUGAAAAAAACUGGCAUGAUUCUAAGUCUUUGAUAUUUUGCAAA
Molecule: messenger RNA, 1462 nt
Organism: Rhododendron vialii
Lineage: Eukaryota; Viridiplantae; Streptophyta; Magnoliopsida; Ericales; Ericaceae
Product: serine/threonine-protein kinase-like protein CR4
Exons: 1
Coding region: 177-1211 (344 amino acids)
Biological process (GO): protein phosphorylation
Cellular component (GO): plasma membrane
Molecular function (GO): protein kinase activity; ATP binding
Source: RefSeq, a predicted model, not a curated record